CAGUUAAAAUGAUUGCAGUGAAAAUAUCGUAUUUGCCCUUGGAAUAUAAAUGUAUAUGAUUUAUUUCAUACUGUGACGUACGUAUCCAAGGUGCAGUGUUGUACUGAUGAGCGUUAUAAACAGCAGAUUUAGUUUUUUAGGUGUGCUGUAUGCAACUCACUACUGCUGUAAUCGCGGUUGGUAGGCUUCUUCAGAGUUUCCUCUCAUUUAAAUUGAGUUCUUGAACUUUAUUCUCAGUACUGAAAUAUUGAAGCAGAAGGAGACGUGGAGGAAAGAAAACCCGAGAUACUAUGGGAAAUUUGCAGUUGUAAAACAAGAUGCUGAAAUAAAACACACUGCAAAUCCAGUACCACACCAGCACAUGACUACAGAAUUGCACAACCAAACUUUCUCUGCCACCACCCCGUAUGUUCUGGGAUGGUUACUAAGAAUAGGCCAUGGCCAAUACUCAAGAUCUUUAUUUCAUAUUUUACAAUCUGUGCCAAAUUAAUGUAUCUGUAAUAUAGUGUGUCAGGAGGAAAGAUACAUGCUUUGAGAGGUGAUACUAGUGGUGAUUCUGAACAAAGAACUCCUUUUUCAGACCUUUUCUUUACCAUUUAUCGGUAAACUAAUGAAAACAAAUAGGAACGGAAAUAUGCAGCAUCGUCCUUACUAAUCGUGUCAGUAUGCAGUUCACUUGAACGUGGUGCAGUUGUUUACCUCAAGUCUCAGUGUCCCCCCCCCCCCCAAUCACGCGUGCGGGUUGGGGGGGGGGGGGGGGGGGGGGUAACAAUAGGCCCGUGGUAGGCCUGCCUGUCGUAAGAGGCGACUAAAAGGAGUCUCAAAAGUUUCGGCCUUAUGUGAUGGUCCCCUCUCGGGUUUGACCUCCAUCAUUCCAAGUUCUUCCGAAGAGUGAGCCAAUUGGUGAAGGGCGGCUUACAUGGUGCAUUGUAUCCGUCGUGCAUUGAGAACUUUAGUCAGCUUUCUCAUCAUCGCAAUGCUGUCCCACUCGUUUUCCAUCUCUUGGGGGAGGAUACGUUCCUGGGUGCAUUACCACUAUGCACUGUGCAGUGUUGUUUUUUGCAGACGGUGACCAUGGACGUCUUUGCACUUAAUAUCCAGCACAGUAGCCAGUCCGUUGUGGUGGGGCCGCCAUGUACCCAGUUGGUUCUUGCCCCUGACAACACAAGGAUCGCUCUGCCUGCUCCGUUAACUCCCCACGUAUGCCAAGGCAUAGAUUCCCAUCCCUCUGGGGCAUUGGGACUCCUGUCAAUGGCCAUCCUGCCAGGUGGCCUUUGCUGCAGCUGGGUGGCACCCGUGGGGAGGCCCCCUGGUCGGAAUGGGUGGCUUCAGGGCGUAUGACAUGCAAUGUAGGGUAGUCAUUCAUAUCUUGCUGGAGUGAUUAUGAGCUAAGUUGAAUGCACAGAAGCUCAACCUCGUAGGGCUUCGCAAUCCUCCUCCGUCCCGGAGACUGAAUGGGUGAAGCCCUCCGAGCCAGUGAGACCCAAGGAGCAGCGAGAGAAGUCCAAGAAAAAGACCCCUCCUAAGACCAAGGAACUAGCAAUGGCACCCCCCCCCCCCCCUCCCACUGCAGGCUCUGCGUCUGAGGAUGAGGUGGAGAUCCUGGCGUCCGCGGAGGACCUAGAUCUCUCCAGUCCCUUAGCCACAAUGGAUAGCACUUGCACAGGUGCUCAGUUGGUGACAGCAGGUGAAUCAGCGGCGUAUUCUGCCUUCCCUUUCUCAGACAUGGACAAUGUCAACCUCCUGUGGAACUGCAGUGGUUUUUUCUAUCAUCUUUCUGAGCUCAGACAACUUCUCAGCCUUCAUCCAUUCCUCUGCAUUGUUCUUGAAGAAACUUGGUUUCCAGUGUUGCACACCCCUGCCCUCCAUGGCUGUCGGGGUUAUUAUAGGAACAGGGCAGCUUACGAAAGGGGGUCUGUUGGCAUCUGCAUCUAUUUCCUUCACUCCCUUCACAGCGAGUCUGUCCCUCUACAAACACCUUUAGAGGUUGUUGCUGUUCGAGUGUGGAUGCCACAGGCUGUUAAUGUCUACAGUCUGUAUCUUCCACCAGAUGUUGAUGUCCCACAGCAUGUACUGGCUGCUCUGAUAGCCCAAUUGCCUACACAUUUUGUGUUACUGGGCGACUUGAACGCCCAUAACCCUCUGUGGGAUGGAACAGUGGCAACAGGCCGAGGCAGCACCGUUGAGCAUGUAUUGGCACAGUUCGACCUUUUCCUUUUAAAUGAUAGUCCCUUCACACAUUUCAGUGUGGCGCAUGGCACAUACCCAGCCAUAGACCUUUCGAUCUGCAGCGCUAGCCUCUUACCGUCUGUCCAAUGGAGUGUGCACGAUGACUUGUGCGGCAGUGACCACUUUCUGAUCUGUCUGUCACUGCCACAGCAUCUCUCUUCUAGGCGCCCCUGCAGAUGGGCUAUGAAUAAGGCUGACUGGGACUUGUUCUCCUCCAUUGCCACUUUUGAGCCUCUUUCCACUGACGCAAUUGAUGCUGUGGUUCACUCAGUCGCCAUCGGCAUCAUUACUGCAGCAGAAUCUGCCAUUCCUUGUUCUUCUGGGACCCCUCGGUGGCGGACUGUGCCUCGGUGGUCGCCAGAGAUCGCGGAGGCGAUUAAAGAUCCCAGGCAGGCGCCCCAGCGUUGCAAGCGGCAUCCCUGAUUAGAAUACCUCAUUACCUUUAAACGUCUCCAUGCACGGGCCUGCCACAUCAUUCGCCAACACAAGCAGGAGUGCUGGGAUUGGUAUGUCUCCACCAUUGGCCUCCAUAUCUCUCCGUCGCAGGUUUGGGCCAAGAUUAGGCGACUCUAUGGCUAUCGGACUCCCGUCAUUGUCCCUGUGCUUUCACUGAAUGGAGCAGUUUGUACUGACCCCGACACAAUUGCCAACUGCUUAGCAGAGUAUUUUGCUCAGAGGUCUGCUUCUGUGAGUUACCCAUAGGCCUUCCGCUCCAUUAAAGAGGAGUUGGAACGUUGGAGCCUUUCAUUUCACACGUGCCACCCUGAAUGCUACAAUGUUCGUUCAGCGAGUGAGAAUUCCAAAGUGACUUAGCCGCUUGCCCUGAUAUGGCUCCCAGGCCAGAUCGCAUCCACUGUUAGAUUCUCAAACAUCUCUCAGUGGACUGCCAGUGCCGCCUCCUAGACCUUUACAACCGUAACUGGGUUGAGGGUGCGUUCCCGUCGCAGUGGGUGAGAAAGCAUUGUAAUCCCCGUUUUGAAACCUGGCAAGUACCCACUGGAGGUCGACAGCUACUGCCCCAUUAGCCUCACCGACAUUCUUUGCAGGUUACUCCAAUGUAUGGUGAGCCGGCGGUUGAGUUAGGUACUCGAGUCUCUGGAUCUUCUGGCUCCAUCUCAGGGUGGGUUCCAUAAAGACCACUCUACCCCCGAUAAUCUGGUGAGCUUGUAGUCUGCCAUCUAUACGGCCGCGUAUCAGGGCUCUGGCAUUGUCUACACCGAUGGUUCGAUGGUUGCUGGUCGUGUCGGUUAUGCUCUCACUCUAGGGGACCAUUACGAACAACACUCAUUGCCGACUGGCUGCAGCAUUUUCACUGCUGCGCUGGUCGCCAUCUCUCGUGCCUUAGAGUAUAUCCGUUCCUGCUGAGGUGAGUCCUUCGUUAUCUGUAGCGACUCCGCGAGCAGGUUAUGAGCUAUCAAUCAAUGUUUCCCUCGCUCUCGUCUGGUGGUGGCUAUCCAGGAGUCCCUCCAUACUCUUGCCCGUUACGGCCACUCUGUGGUCUUUAUCAUGUCGGUCAUGUCGGCAUCCUGGGCAGUGAACGUGUUAACAUGCUGGCCAGACAGGAUGUCGAUGCACCAGCCUUAUCGAUUGGGCUUUCCCAGAGUGAUCUCAGGGCAGUUUUGCGGCAGAAUGUACUUCGCACCUGGGUUGAAGAAUGGUGCACCCUGCCUUCACCAAACAAACUUCAGGCCAUCAAGGAGGCUAGCGGUGCGUGGCUCUCCUCCUUGCGGGUCUAUUGGAAGGAGUCUGUUGUCCUCUGCCGGCUGCACAUUGGGCACACCCAGAUGACGCACAGCCAUGAGGACCCACCUCUAUGUUGCUGCAGAUCCGCUUUGACGGUGGUCCACAUUUUGUUGGCCUGUCCCCUUUUAGCUGUGCUCAGGCAUACGUUUGCACUGCAUGCUCCCUGUCCUUUUAACAGAUGACACUGUUGUGGCAGGCUUAGUUUUGCGUUUUAUUCGUGCAGUGGUCUUUUAUCACUUAAUCUGAGUGUUUGUAAUUUUUUGUUUUGAGUCUGGCCUUUGGCCUACGAUUUUAGACUGGGUUAUUUUUUUUUUUUUUAGUGUGGCUCUAGGUGGUAGGCUUUUCCUUUUUUGUCUCUAUGGUUGGCCAACCACUGUCAGACUCUGUGUGAUUUUAAUUACUUAUGUCUGGUCUCUGUCUGAGUGUUUCUUGUACUGUGUCGCCUGUUGUCAUCUCCAUUGUUCGUUUUUAUUCUGUGUGGGUGGUUGAAGUUUUGGAAAAAGGUAUGGAUGACCGUAGCAGUCUGGUCCCUUCAAUCCCACAAACCAACAAAGUCUCAGUCUGACAGUGCUUGUCGUAGUGCGAGGUACAACAGUGCUGUUAUGUGAACAAUGAAUACAGUUUAGUGUAGUCAAAAUGCCACGAAUUUUCACACAUGCAGAGUAUGCUGACAUGGUGUUGGUCUAUGGUUUGUCCAAUGGGAAUUUCAGAGCUGCUGUGUGAGAAUACCAGCAGCGAUUUCUGAAUCGCAGAGUGACAGGCAGCAGGGUGUUUCACAGAUUGUGUGCGGGUGGUAUGCUUCCCAGUGUAAAUGUUGUCUCUGAAUGUCCUAUACAACAAACUCUUAAUGGAGGUGAGAACAUUAUUCAAGUAGUGGAACACAACACUACUACUAGCUCUAGAAUAUUCCACAAACAUGAGUACAGUCUGUAUCCCAUUCAUGGGCAGAGUGUACAACAUCUACAUGAAGGAGAUGCUGACUCCCGACAAGAAUUUUGUUAAUGGAUCAUUGUCAGUGAGCAAUUAAUUCCACAUAUUCUGUUCACUGAUGAGUCAACAUUUACCUGAAACAGAAUCAACAAUAUGUGCAACAUGAAAUGUGCAUGCUACUGUGGAAACAAAUUUUCAGUGAUGUUUCUCAGUCAACGUGUGGUGCGAUAUUUUUGAUGACCAACUCAUCAGUCCAGUUAUUUUACAUGACAGUCUUGCUGGGAUACAGUAUCUUGAGUAUCUUCAAAAUGUGUUACCAGAAUACGUGGAGGAUAUCCCUUCGGCAACAUGAGCUUGUAUGUACUUUCAGCUUGACGGAGCUUCUACACAGUCUGUAUCUCAGCACAACAUAUCCUGAUCAUUGGAUCGGUUGCCAUGGAGUCAUUGCUUGACCACAGAGGUCACCUGAUCUCACCUCAUUGGAUUACUGUGUGUGGCGGUGGCUGAAGAGCAACAUCUACAAUCACAGUGUGGACACAAGAGAGGAACUUCUCACUUGUAUUUUACAUGCUUGUGCCCAAGUAAAGGAUUGCAAAACUGAGCUCCGAUCGGUGACACAGCACCUGUCUACAAGAGCAGCAACAUUGAAGUUGGCGAUGGACUGAUCAUCUGUGAGGAAACAUAUACAAUUAAACAAACCAUAACAUUACAGUAUCUUAAUUUACCGUCACCUGCACCUUUCCCGUUCCUAGUAGUUUCCAUUGGGUUACUCAGAGAUGGUUAAGAAAAGGGCAUAUGUUUGUUAGAGGGUUUUUGUUCAGAAUCACCAGUAGUAUCACCCCUCAAAGCAUGUACCUUUCCUCCUCACUCACCGUGUAUAUUAAUGUGAUGGCAUGAACAAUAGUAGUAUAGAAACAUGAAGAAAAUGAAAUGGUUUACAUUCCACUGUGAAAACCUCUUGUUAUGUUUAUUAAAGUUGAUUACACUUGUAUCUCGUGUGUUCGAGUUGACUGUUGUAAUGAAUGAGAUGUUUUAAGUAUGUCAUGUUAAAAACAGCUGUAGUAAAAUAAAUUUGUUUAUUGC
Messenger RNA from Schistocerca gregaria, 5985 nucleotides. RefSeq lists its product as uncharacterized. The coding region runs from base 1543 to 2652 and encodes 369 amino acids. The transcript is spliced from 2 exons. Lineage: Eukaryota; Metazoa; Arthropoda; Insecta; Orthoptera; Acrididae. Gene Ontology annotation, molecular function: catalytic activity. The record is from RefSeq and is a predicted model, not a curated record.